Messenger RNA from Phaethon lepturus (White-tailed tropicbird), 1108 nucleotides. It is a transcript of the gene SMPDL3B, whose product is annotated as sphingomyelin phosphodiesterase, acid-like 3B. The record is from RefSeq and is a predicted model, not a curated record. Gene Ontology annotation, molecular function: hydrolase activity. Lineage: Eukaryota; Metazoa; Chordata; Aves; Phaethontiformes; Phaethontidae. The transcript has 6 exons. The annotation marks the transcript as partial.
AGAUGAUACUCCGCACGUCCCCAAUGAGAAACUUGGAGAAGAAAAAGUUCUGCACAUAAUAGAAAAUCUGACUUCUCUGAUAAAAGAGACAUUUCCAGAUACUAAAGUCUACACAGCGAUGGGCAAUCAUGAUUUCCACCCCAAUGAGCACAGGAUCUACAACCUAACAGCUGAACUGUGGCGUCCCUGGCUGAAUGAUGCUUCUCUUCCUCUUUUCAGAGCAGGAGCUUUCUACAGUGAGAAGCUGCCCAGCCCAGGGACAAGGGGGCGAAUGGUUGUCCUCAAUACCAAUCUGUACUAUGACCAGAAUGACGAGACAGCUGGUGAGGAAGAUCCUGGAGGGCAGUUCCAGUGGCUGGAAGAAAUACUGACCAAUGCCUCUAGAGCAGAUGAAAUGGUCUACAUCGUGGGGCACGUCCCUCCUGGCUUCUUUGAGAAGAAACGAGGCAAGCCCUGGUUCCGGAGUGGCUUUAAUGAACGAUACUUGAACAUUGUGCAGAAGCACCACAGAGUGAUUGCUGCCCAGUUUUUUGGGCACCAUCACACGGACAGCUUUCGGAUGUUUUACAGUGAUACAGGUUCUCCAAUCAGUGUCAUGUUCUUGGGCCCUGGAGUGACUCCCUGGAAAACAACAUUACCUGGAGUGAACAAUGGAGCCAACAAUCCUGGGAUUCGGGUGAUCGACUAUGAUCCAGACACCCUUCAAGUGUUGGAUAUGGUGACUUACUACUUGAACCUAACUCAUGCCAACAUGAUGGCCGCAACAUGGGAGGAAGAGUUCCCAACAUGGGAGGAAGAGUAUAGGCUGACAGAAGCCUUCCAAGUCCCUGAUGGCUCUGCGUGCUCCAUGCAAACGGUGCUGGAGAAGAUAUCGAAGGAUCCACACUACCUGCAGCAAUACUACGAGUUUAACUCUGUCAGAUAUGACCUCACUCCAUGCGAGGAGGCCUGCCGCAUUGACCAUGUUUGUGCCAUCAGGGAAGUUGAUUUUACAAAAUACAAUGAGUGUCUUAAAACCAGCAGCUCUGCCUCGGCAGUCAUCAGCGUUUGGCUUUUAUUUUUCUGCUUGCUCUCAGGAUUUCUCAGUCCCCAGCAAGCACUCCAAUGA